Cooperia oncophora is the source of this 267-nucleotide messenger RNA. NCBI's taxonomy places the organism in Eukaryota, Metazoa, Nematoda, Chromadorea, Rhabditida, Trichostrongylidae. The record is from the annotation of a GenBank genome assembly.
AUGCAUACGGCUAUUUCCCAGGUUCACUCACCUGCCAUUAAGUCACUGAUUAGUUAUGUGGUACAGUUCCAAAUUCUGAAGUCAAUGUGCCCUGCUGGAACAGUACUGAGCGAAGGAUGUAUUCUCUCUGAAGUCACCACAGAGAAGCUUCGUGAGGUUAUGAAGAAGGGAUCGUCUAUCACUUGGUUACAAGCACUGGAACAGCUCACUGGAUCCAAGCAGCUUGAUGCUUCACCUCUACUAGGAGUACUACGAGCCACUGGCUAA